CUAUGACCUUGUGUUAUGUUCUGAAACUGAAAGGUGGCAGGAAGUCAGCCGUGUUACUCGCUUAGCUGUUCAUUCGCUAUCAGCUUUCUUAGCUCAAGCUUUCGAGGUGAAUAUCAUCGUAAAGUAUCAGAGAGCGGAACCAAAAAGAAGGAGGCCUUGUAACGUAUGACAGUAGUCAGCUAGAAGGUAUUCAAAGUCGUGAGUGAUUUUAGUUCAAGCAUGCGAGCAAAAUAACUCGAAUACUGUGUUACAAAGGAUAAAUGAAUUUUCUUCAAAAAUUGUAUCGAGCGUUGCUCUCAUUUUAGAAGGCUGACACACAUUUGCAUUUAGUUUAUUUACAACGACGUGCUAUUCCUAGUUUAACUGAAACGUCAUGUCACGGCGGGCUGGUUAUGAAACAGGAUCCAGCGCUUCGGCAGAGUAUUGUUCAUCCUGUUUUGAUUCGCAGAGGAAAUUACCAUAUCUAUCAGAGAGUUGGUAAGCAGUAGACUCUUAACUUAGUGGAUAGUCUUGUGGGGUGAUCAGUUUGGCGUCAGGAACGGCUGUGAAGAACAACUUUGUUUGCCCAACUGAGUUAGACUCAUUUGUAGCGGUAACUGUAUUUUUAAGCAUAUUUCAGUUCCACUUAGAAACCAAUAUCCGCCACGAUAGGAGACGAACUGAUCUCAUACAACGAGAAAGCGAUUCUCAAACAGAAUAUCCACGCAGGCAAACCACGUGGCGUAUGAAAAGUCAGAUUUGCCCUUCUUCAAAUUGGCAUUUAACGUGCUGCGAACAUCAUUUUCAAUUUUCUGCGCUACUGAACUCUGUUGUGCUAUUAGUGACCGCAGGUCGUCUAUAAAAGAUAAUUAUGCCCUAGGAAAGAAUAACAUCUAGGUUCACUUAUAUUGGAUUAUUAGAUUAUUGAUUGGUGAAUAUAUUAUUAGAUUUACUUAUAUCUGGAGAAGAAUGGUAUAUGCAUAUGUUCAUGCAGAUUAUUUCAACUUAAUGAUCUAAUUCAACCGGUUUAGGAUAACGACUGACAGUCUGGUAUUAUGUAAUGGCUCGAUUCUAAAUUAUAGAUAUUCAUGUCUUUCCGCAUAUCGAGUUUACUGAUCAAUUGCUCUCUUUCAGUUUGCUUAAUAUUUUAAAAUGUUUAUUCGUUUUGUUAUUGACUGUACGAUAAGGAAUUAAUUUUCUUAUUUAUCUUUACAUCUUUAAAUUAGAUUGAAGUUUUUCCACUGGUAACCAACCUUACAACAUAGAAAUGACUCAAGUCUGGACCAUAGUUGUUCUUACCUUCUUGAGCGCCAUCUUUGUUCGUUGUGGUUGGUAGAAAAAGUUAUUUUUAUUUUUGAUUCAGAUGCUAUGCUGCUCAUAGCCAAGUAAUAAUACAUGAUAGUGACAUUUUACUCUUGGAGUAUGAGGAUAGCAUUGAAAAGCUAUUCACGGCAAAUGAAUUUCUACAAAGUUUAAGUGCGAGACAGAAUCCUCGUCUGCUGAGGAUACUUGGGACUACCACAAAAAUAUGUAUCGUGUGUAGAGUUUACUUUUAUUAGCUUCAUACAUUUCGGUUUCCUUGAGCUUGUCCACUUUUUUACGAACUGUACGGGCCUGAAAUUUUUUCAGGCCUCAUUUCAACUACUAGGUCAGUAGUGUUCAUAACUGCGAGGAUCGAUUCUAUAUUCGUUUCUUCAACCGCAGUGCACACAUAUGAUUUUCACAUGUUUACAGCCAUUAUUCACCACUUCGAAGGUGGUGAAUUUGGAUUCAACAGUUGGCUUGUUAGCUCAGUUGGUAGAGCGCUGCACCGGUUUCACUGAGGUCAUGGGUUUUAAUAAUCAUUCCCUUUACUUUCUUUUACCGAUAAACAGAAAAUAACCUCACUCAAGUGCAUUCUAAUGCAAGGUUUGUAUGCUUAACAUUCCUCAGAAGUGCUAAUGCUAAGUGCUCUGUAUAAUAUCUCUCUCAGUUUUAUCUAUUUAUUUAUUCAUUCAUUUACAUGCUCAUACAUUAUUUCCUUUUCAUUGUUUCUAUAUCUUUAGCUGCAUUCCAGCAUUUCCUCCGGUGAAUGCCUCCGCAAGAAACGCAUCCUGUAUAUUUUACGAGUAUAAAGGCGAAUUCUGUAAAAACAUAACCAGUAGUCUAUACGUUUAUGGUGAUCAGUCCACAUUGGAUACUGGUGAAAGGGAAACUGUGAACUUUAAGGGUUAUUUCGACGUUCUUAAGAUCGCACCGGAGUGCGGGAUCCCAUUCAAAGACUUGUUCUGUGAAUACAGUUUCCCUAAGUGUGAUGAAUCACUGGCUCAGCCUAAAAAACGCCGUACUUGUCGCAGCUCAUGCGAAUAUUUGCAAGUCGUCUGCAAAAGGGAAAUGGCCUUAAUCAGAGAUAUACCGAUCUUUCGACGCUACGUAGACUUGGCAAAUUGCUCGAACCCUAGAUUUGCUGCUGCUAAUGGUGGCGAUGCUCCUGAGUGCUAUCAAUGGUACAAUCUUCCUGGUAGGUAUUGCAGCGUCAUCUUUAACUCCUUUAUUCAAACAAGUUACCCGCGUAAUCUGGUCAUGUCGGUUGAGAAUUAAAGAACCCUUUGGCUUUUACAGGGUCACUGCGCUGUGUGUCUGAGGGAAGAUAUAUUGCACUAUACGGUGCCUCUUCCCUCCCAGGUGUAUUAAUGGGUACUGGCGAUUUGUCGGGGAAACUUUCCGAAGUGCAGAGGGAGGAGGGAGAGAGAUUACCCGCGAUUGAUUUGAAUCCCAUCUUUGGGGAAUAGUAAUACUUAGUAUGUACUAAAACAGCGGAUAGCGUUGGAGGCGCGCUCUGAUUGGCUGCUCCAUCCCCAACUAUCCUUUGCUAUUCACCUCCGAUCAACUCGGGCGGAAUUUGCGCCCUAAAAUAUUAUGAUCGUUGCAGGAAUAAAUGAGUUAAAAUCAUAUUUUUGUGCUAUAUCAUCCUACUAUUUUAGAAUAUACUAAAACACCUAUUCACCCCAGUGUCUGUGGUUAGCGGUGGAUAUUUAUCUCGCCGCUUCGCAGCUCAGUAAAUAUCCACCAGUAGCCACCUCCACUCUGGUCAAUAGCUGUUAAUUCAUGUCACGAAAAGUAGGAGCGCUCCGGCAGCAUAUGAGCCACGUGCAUUUGCUUGUGUGAAGACAAAAACAUAUAAAAAAAUCUAACGCUAGGAAAUAAUUGUAAUAUUUUUAGCCUAUCAUAUCGAUGAGAUAAUUUUAUAUUUUCUGACCUCAACUACUCUCGCUUUUCUCCAUCUCCUAUAGGUGAUGACACUGAAAGUACAGGUCUGUUAUUAAUGUUCUGAAUUGUUAUUUUACGAUCUCUAGUCGAACGCUGUCUGAUACGUCCAUAGUGCUUUGAACAAAAAGAUCAAGAUUUGAUAAAAAAAAUAGAUGAUUUCUGUAUAUGUUAAGUUAUGCUUCAAGCGAUGACAUAAAAGUAACUAACAUUUUAUUCAGGCUUCUCGCCCUCCCAGUCGACAUCACUCCACGGUGUAGCACUUCAAGUUCUAUGAGGUUGAUAAACACGAAGGGACUAGUUCCUGUAACUAGUUCCUGUGACUAGUCCCGAGGACCAAGUCCUUUCGUGUGAACUACCCAGUUUCACUGAAAAAUGUAGUUGCAGGUAACAAAAUGUGGUCCACGAUUUCAACAAGUUCUUGGAACUUGUUCCCACAAAUUAUACAGGUCCCUGUGUAUGAACUUUUAAAGUGACAGGUCCUUGCAAUUGCGACCAAAUGAAAGUAAUCCAAUCACUGAUCUGUAUUUAAGUUGCCAUAACCCCUUUCGUACUCCGUUUCAAUAUGGCGGCCUUUUUUUAAUGGCUGCUGUUUUUCAGCUCUGGAAGUGUAGUAUACAGAAACUUCGGCGAAAAAAGCAAAUGCUUUCAAAAUUGUAAAUGCUUGACCAAUCUUAUAAAUGGAAGAGAUGCUGUUGUCUGACGUGAGCGUGUCCUACAAUUGUUUGGAGUUAAUUUUUUAAAUUAAGUUCCAUUGUUUAGGAUCGCUCCUUGUUCGCUGAAUUUCAGUGAAAGCGCCCUAGGUUUUGCUAUCUCGAUGUUAAACAGGUCCCAGUAGGUAAACUCUUCAGGGGACUUGUUCCCACAACUGGUCCCAUCGUGUUAACCGUACAGCGGACUAGUCCCUAAAACAAAUCCCUGCUACACUCCCCUCGUGUGUACCGACCUCUACGUUGACAGUACCUUAACAUCUAGAUGCGAUUAAUUUUAGAUUGUUUCUAUGGUGUGGGAGUUGGUUACCGUGGCAACAUGAACGUCACUCGGUCUGGUCGUAUAUGUCAGUCGUGGAAAUCGCAGUGUCCUCAUCGUCACUUGCGGAUUCCUAAAGAUGUCGCUGAUUCCAAAAAUGACUCGAACAUGUGUCGUAACCCAGACAGCAGUGCCCCGGAUGGACCAUGGUGUUAUACCGCUGACCCAAAUGUUCGAUGGGAAUACUGCAACGUAUCUCGAUGUCCCUCUAGAGGUAAAUUUAGUCAUAAAGAGAACUUACGCGAGAGCCAAAGGGCACAAGUGAAAAUGGAAGAUUGAAAGUAUAAAUGGAAUUAAAGAAUCAUUUUAAAAUUCUUUUUAGAACAUAAUAUACCGACAUAUUGUUCAGAUACUGACGAAAAAUAAUUUAGGAUGUCAUAUUCUGGGGCAUCAUUUCCUUCGCUUUGUUUCAUGCGGAGACAAAUUUUAUGGAAGAUUUCACAAUAUUACCCAAGGUCAGGCUUAGAGAAAACGUAGAUCAAGAGCAGACUUAAGCAGAUUAAUUACCAGGCGCUCUUUGAUCAUGGUAAAAUAACCAAACAGCUGAAGGAUUCUUGUUCAGAGAUCUCUAUCGUUUAUUGAUGACUUUAACGUAACAUGAUCUCAGUCCUCUCGGACUUCAGACUCUGCUCCAGAUCAACCAAAGGAACACACUCUUCUUUACUGUGGACCAAAAUCUUUAAGAGAUAAAGAGUGUUUUUUUUAUGUUUAUGUUACUAGUUCCAGAAGAGGCUCCCACUUUCCUUAAAGGCCACCCUCUCAAUUCAACAGCCAUUUUAAUCUCUUGGAAGAACAUACCUCCUUCUCGUCAUGAAGAAAAACUGUUGGGUUAUCGGAUUCAAUACCGGAGCAAAGGGUCCGAGCUCUAUGAUGAAGCAAACACAACGAGCAACUUGACUCAGGAUGUUCUUACAAAGCUCCGUCCAAACACAGCAUACGAGAUUAUGGUCAAUGGGUUCAAUGAAAUUGGCCACGGGCCAAGUAGCACGGUCCUUGAUUUAAAAACUCUGUCUUCUGGUAUGUAGGGUAUAUACCACUUUCAGUUAAAUUGACAGUUAACAGUUAACAGUUAACAGCUUUGUUGAUAUCCGGGUGCCAAUGAUGCGUUUCAAACAGAUGUCAUAAUUAUGUUAUCAUGAGUGGGGAAAUGAGGUUGAAUGCCACUGAUCAUGACGAGGAGAAACUCAUAUUACAUUUCUCUUUUCCGCAUAAUUGAAAGUUUCAACCUUUUAGCAUUAAACUAGCUGUACAUUACUAUUUGGAAAUCAUUAAUCAGCCAAACAAAUUUUAGUUCGUAAUUUGCUAUAUUCAUCCAUUUGUGUUCCUUUUUUGUCUUGUUAUCACUUCCCUGUGUUCUUUGGUUGAUUUUCAGGUGAGGAAAUAUUAGAGGCUGACUUCCAGCUGAUCAUAGAUUCUGUUUUCAGCAGCGAUCUACUCAACAGUAGCAGUAAAAGGUUCUUGGAAAUGGCUGAACUCAUUAGAAUUUCAGUAAGGAACAAUUGGUUUGGUAAAAUUUUGAUUGAUGGAUGGCAAAGAAGUGCUUUUAAAUUUUUGCAUGCUCUGUUUUUGAAUAAAACAUUUUUUUCUUUUAGAUAAAACACCACUUCAACAAAUCUUCUAUUUUGAAGAUAUAUGACGUCAUAACUAUACAUUUUAGGUAAGAAACUAUUUUAUCCUCGUUUAAAGAUUUCGUUGGCCAUUUAAAGCCUUUAUUGGCCCCUUUUUGGUUUCCAAACACCCUUACUUUCAAAAUGAGGCCAAUUAGAUAACAUUUCAGAAGACAAUUAACUUUGUCCCCCAUGGAUUAAAAUUUCCGUUCCUUGUAAAAGGUUUUGCACUCACCCACGUUUCAAGACUGAAGCAUUGGGUACCUUGCAGAUGGUUCAUUCGAGAAAAGCAGCUCUCAUGACAAACAUUAUCUUAUUUACCGCUGGUGAAGUAUUCUUAAGUAUUUUGUUACUCUUGUUUUUAGAAAUGGCAGCCUGAGGGCAGACAUUAAAGUCCUUGCAACAAUAAAUACGAACACAACCGACAAAGAUGAUGCUCUUAAUCAUUUGAUAGGAGGGAUGCGUUCGUCGUUUGGAGAUCGCCUUAAAAUUACUUCCAUACGGGUUCAGGGUAAGUAAAGCUUUUUGGAUGCUUAUAAGAACUACCCUACUCUCAAAUCAUUCCCCCCCCCCCAAAAAAAAAAAAAAAAAAAAAAAAAGAAAUGAAAAACGCCACAUAAUAUGGGUUAUGAAGUUUUAAAGCUGUGGUUUUUUAAUUAUGUAUUGUUGAUUCUUCCUUCUUUCGCUAGAAACACCGAGGUCCCCUAAAAGUUUCUCUGUAAAGAAUGCACAGAAAAAAUAUCUUAUUUUGAUAUGGGAGGAGCCAGAGUAUGGCAGCCUAUACCAGAUACAAAACUACACUAUAGAGCGAAAGAUAUCAAGACUGAAGAACUUUACCGCACUUUGGACAAUUCCUUACCCUAAGACCACGAUGAUCAUGGAGAACUUAGAUCCCUCCACAGAAUACACCAUCAUAUUAUCAAGCAACAAUAAGUAUGGGAGGUCUGAGGGUGUAUUGCUAACACAAAAGACGCUGCCAGGUAAUAACAACACCGAGAGUGGGUUUCUCCCUCCCCAAAUGACCAGCACCAAGUUGAUCUUUACAUGUGUACAGGUACUUUCCAGAAGGAAAUUAUUCGAAAAUUCACCAAGUUAGUGAAAAGAGAAAGGAAUUGUCAACAAUAACAACUAAUGUCAUCCAACGCUAAGACAAGACGCGAUCAUAGUGUUUGAUACUUCUGUUCUAUAGUAUUAAAUAAUUCUGCCCUAGUUUUCUUUGUUCCUAAAUUAAUGUAAUAUCAAAAAGUUCAAACGUGAAAACAAAGGUAUCAAGGAAAAAAAGGUUCCAAUUGUCUAUCUUUCUUAUUGAAGACACAAAUUGACCAAAACGCUUGUAAGCGAAAGGUUAAUGCUUCAUGUCAUUUGCUCACGAUAAGCAUUUGCUUUUUUUUCCAACUUACAGACGGAUUCAUCAGAGAUUUGAUGUUGGUUAUAGUCUUGCCCUUGUUCUUAGCUGCUGUAUUUAUAUUGGCUGUUUGCUUAAAGUUUCGGCCAAUAUGUAAAUCAAAACAGAAGAGAGAAGAGGUAAUUUGACUUGAAUUUUAUGAUGAAGUUAUCCAGUGAUCUAAUGUUUGAAAGAGUAAUUCGCUGUUGCAUUGUUCUUGAAGAUUGAGCUCUCCAUGAAAGUUGGAGACUGGGCGGAAAUUCCCAGAUCAGAUGUUACUCUCCAAGACAAGCUGGGAGAAGGUGCAUUUGGGGAGGUGUACAAAGGCUUGGUACGCAUGGGAGAACUAGUGAAAGCAUGCGCAGUAAAAAAACUUAAAGGUAAACAUUCUUGAUGAAGCUUUAAAUUUGAUUGCUUGACUGAUUUUUUAGUUAAUAAGCUCAGUAAGUUAAUAAGUGAAUGAUCGAUUUACAAAAUUUAUGAUCGGUUGUUAAUUUCUUGAUCGAAAGCAAAUGCAUUAGAUGCCUUUCAAGUGUUUGAUACAAAUUUGUAAACAGAUUUGCUGCCCCUUGGAUAUCAGUAAAGCUUAGAAUAUUUCUUUGUAGUGAAUGCUACAGAAACAGAGAGACGGGACCUGAUUAACGAGCUAGCAGUCAUGGUCGCAGUUGGUGAACAUCCCAAUGUCUUAAGUCUUAUUGGAGCUUGUACCAAGACUGGUAACUUUUAGUUAAUAUUUAUUAAUGUUCUGCGUGCAGUAUCCUUUCCAAUUUCGUCCUUCUAUGUAAUGAUAAAUUCCCAAUUAUGCAACGCAAACAGUUCAACACUUAACUGCAAUUCUUGAUUCACAACUUUAAUAUUUAACUUUGUCACAAAUUCUAGAGCCAGUAUUGAUGAUUGUCACUUUGGCCCCGAAUGGCUGUUUGUUGGACCAACUGAAGAAGAAUAGAGAAAAUCCAUAUUACAAUGUUUCGAAAAAGGAAAUAAACUUCACGCCCCAAGACAAAGUGAAGAUCGCAAGAGAUGUAGCUUGUGGAAUGUUACACCUGGCCAGCAAAAAGGUGCAAGAUCCAAUAACGAAUUCAAAGAAAUAUUUACUUUCUAGAGGAUUAUCUAAUUUUUAUUUGGCUUCUCUUUCUUAGUGUAUUCAUCGUGACCUUGCAGCAAGAAACGUGCUUCUUGGCGAGGAGAAUGUUGCCAUGGUUUCCGACUUCGGCCUGUCACGUGAUGUGUACGAAAGUGGUGAAUACGAAAGCACAUCCGGGGUAUGGACAGUAUUCUCGUGUUUAAAAAAUGGGGAGAGUAGUUAAAACGACAAAUUAUAGCUUAUUUUUUUAUUUCAUGGAAUGCAUGCUAAAAUCUGUAGUUCCAGCUACAUCGUAUUGCAAAGAUUCAACCUCCUUUGAAGUGUUACGGUACACGUUAACCGACAGAAAGAACACUUUGCUCCUUCAAACCCACCUACUUUAUUAAACAACACGUCUAAAAUGAAUGUGAAAGCGAUUUUCGAACUUCGUCUUAAUAUAAGUUAAAUCUUAUGAAGAAGCGACUCUUAUGAAAUUAAAGCAACAACAAUGAAAACAAUAGCAAUUCUCUAAAGUAUUCUGGAAAUUCUAGAAGAUUACAACACAACUAUUUUAGUAGAAUUACAUCAUUAUCACAAAACCUAACAGAAUUUUCUAGAAUGUUCCAUUGUAUGUUAUUAGAUGGUUCGAGUAUCCAUGUCACCGUGAGUUAGCGUUCUAGAAAUUUCGAGAAACUGCUAUUUACAUUCACUGUCCAUAGCAGAAGACACUCGUAAAUAACAGCUGAUAUUCUCAUUAAUCAGAUAUCCAGCAGACUUUUUUCAAUUCGUUUCAAGCAAUUAAAGGGUUCAGGGAUCCUUUGGCGGUGCUAAGUCCCCUUGUGGUCCUCACAAUCUCAGUUUUAUCUCCCUGAUCCAAUGUCGUCUUAACAUACAACUAUAAAAAUUCACGAUUUUUCGUAUGUACUAUUCUUCAGUGUUAUUUAAACUGAAUUGUUUUUAGUCAAACUGUGCUUUAAAAUUUUUCUUCCAAAAAAAGGGAAUAUUACCAGUUCGUUGGAUGGCUCUUGAGUCUUUGGAGGAUUACACGUACAAUACUAAAACAGAUGUGUAAGUUAACUCUGUGAGGAAUUAUGAGGGAAAGUUAAAAUUGUAAAGCUACAUGCUAUUAGCCAAUAGGGGUCCUAAUAACUGAUUAAACUUUGAAGCUAUUUUAUGGUCUCUGAGUGUUUUCCAUUGAAAUUAAGCAGCAGAUACUUCCCUCGACAUGAUAAUGAAGCUCUAAGAACAAGUCGGGUACUCUAUAAGCAUACUGAUGCACGGUUGUAAUGUUAAGAUAUAGCUCAGAUGCUAUAUCAAAUUCAUGCUUUCCUUUAUAUACUAGUUAUAUCGAGAUAUAGCUAGUAAUAAUGUUGGGGUUAGGGCGUUAUUGCAAUUUGGAAUCAUGAUUCCGUUAGAAAUAAUUUUGUUUUUAUUGUAAAAUGACCUAAUAGUGCUAUUUUGCGACAGAUGGUCCUUUGGAGUGUUAUUAUGGGAGAUUGAAUCUGGAGGUAAACAGUUUUAGCAUUGAGAAUUUUUACCUAUUUCAUAUUAAAGGAUAUGUGAGUAAGUUGAGAUUUCGAAUACCCACACAAAACAUCAUCAUCAUCAUCAUCAUAUUCAACUGAAUAUCUGCUGCAGAUAUAGGGUUACCAUGUCAACUGCACACGUUAUUGUAUAUUUCACGUAUUCUCUCGACUUAUCAGAGUUUCAAAGUAAGUCUACUGUAUAAUAAUUAUCAUUAGUCGUCUUACUGAGACAAGCUGCUGAUUAAACCAUUAACAAAGACUGAAAUCUUUAUCUUUCCUUUCAAGGUAAAAUGCCGUAUUCUGGUCUUGGCGGAAUGGAAAUAAUAGAAUUUCUGAAAGCAGGAAAAGUGUUAGCCAAGCCGGAUGAAUGCCCAGAUGAAAUGUAAAUAAUCUUGAAUAGAAUAGGACCCCGGUCUGCCACAAUUGUUCAACUCUGAGGUGUGACUAAACAGAAUCGUUUUUCUUUUCACAGCUACGAUAUGAUGAAGUCAUGCUGGAGUUUGGAUUCCACAAAGCGUCCAUCAUUUUCUGAGCUUUUGGAAUCACUCGAGGAAAAAAUAAAGACAAAACGCGUAAGAGUUUAAUUGUCACCGAAAAAAGUUUAUGAUCGUCUGUACUCCUUGCAUCAGGAAAUGGAAUUUGAUCGGGAAAGAGCAGAAGGAAAUAGAUGAAGAGCUCUUUGUGGGCUCAUAUGCUAAAUAAUAUUUGUUUCACUAGUUUAUCUUGUUGGUAUCGAAGAUGACGUAACCUUUAUGGCAAGUUAAUUGGCUCGACGAUGGUACUUAUGUGGAGUAAGUUAUUGAGAUGGUCCACUGAUGUGUUGACCUAAUUGCGGGUGUGUUGUGUUCAGUUGCGAUUGAGUGAAAGAAAAGGACUUUGUUUGUGUUAAAGAACAUCAAGUUAAAUCACUUUUGAAGUCAGGUUUAAAGAAAUUACAUCAUGAUACUUGACAAACAUUGAUGGAAAUACUGAAAAAAAUGGAUCCAACGGGAGAAGAAAUAUUCAGUACAAAUUUUAACAUUCAUGAUCAGUAGAGCUGUGUAUCGUUCAACGAGUAAAAGAAAAUUAAUGGAGAACUUGCUCUUUCCCUUUAUUUAAUGCAUAGGCUUAUUACUGUUUGUUUUAUUUUUUGUAGGAUGUCCUGGAGGAUGAGAACUGUCUUGAACUGGAUAUCAAGGGAAUUACAAAUAUCUCAAUGGACGGAAGUGAUGACUAAGAUGGAAACGACUGCCAAAUAGCUUAAAGAGCUUUUGUAGGAGGUCAAAUACCUUUAGGCUAGCAUUUUAGUUCCUUUUGGUCAUCUUUCAUGAUUUUCUUUAAAGUAGUCAUUUGCGCUGCGUAUUCAAUGGAAAACCUUUCAUGUUCGCAUGUAUAAAAUAUUUUCAUUCAUCUAUGCCUUUGUAUGUGAUCCAAAAAAAUCGUUGUCGUCCAUCACUAGAAGCAGCGAACUUAAUUAUUGCAC
Molecule: messenger RNA, 11296 nt
Organism: Pocillopora meandrina
Lineage: Eukaryota; Metazoa; Cnidaria; Anthozoa; Scleractinia; Pocilloporidae
Source: the annotation of a GenBank genome assembly